Molecule: messenger RNA, 339 nt
Organism: Prunus armeniaca (apricot)
Lineage: Eukaryota; Viridiplantae; Streptophyta; Magnoliopsida; Rosales; Rosaceae
Source: the annotation of a GenBank genome assembly
AUGCAAGAAGUUUUAGGAGUGUCAAUUCAUGUCCCAUGGACAGUGGAGCUCGAAGGGUUCAUCCCACGAUGGAAACAGCAAUUCCACAAGGACUAUCGAAACAUCACUGCUGCUGAAAUGGAUUAUUUUGGACUUUGGGCUUAUGAUGCUGUUUUUUGCUUAGCCAUGGCAGUUGAAAAAAUUGGGUAUACAAGCUCUGAACUACAAAAGAGGUGCUACUUGUUCCUUCGACUUGACAGAUCCUCGUACCUUCAUGGUCUCUCAACAUGGUCUAGAACUUUCCUAUGCCUUAUCUAUCAACAGAUUGAAAGGCAUUGUUGGAGACAGUGGCGGAUCUAG